UUCUGCGCUUUGCGUGCUCGUGUGCCCACGUGCCUUUUGACUUCAGCGCCCUUUGUCUCCAGCCUCGAGGACUGCAGUAUGACCUCGGCCGAGAAGACACGUGUGGCGCUCGUGGGCUUGGGCCGCGCUGGCCACUUCCACUUGCAGUCCGUGGUGCAGCUGCCGCACAUGGUUCAGUUGUCCUGGGUGGUGGACAUCGACGAGAGCAAGGCCCAGCGCAUUGCUGCAGAACAGGGGUGCCGUUGGUCCACAGAGCUGGGUGAGGCGCUCGCCGACGUGGAUGCAGUGAUCAUCGCUUCUGCGACGGACACGCACUUUCCCUACAUCAUGGAGUCCCUGCGGGCCAACAAAGCCGUCCUGGCCGAGAAGCCCAUCUCACACGAGCUGCACGAGGUGAUCGAAGCAGUGGAGCUAGCGAAGAGUCGGAACCUUCCCUUUGUCUGUGGCUACCAGCGCCGAGCCGACCGCCACUUCCGGGCGCUGAAGCAACAGCUGGACGCCGGUGCAGUGGGCAAGACGAAGUUGGUGAAGACCUGCAGCCGCGACAAUCCACUCCCACCAUUGGAGUACCUUCGCACUAGUGGUGGUAUCUUCCACGAUAUGCUGAUUCACGACUUCGACAUGCUCGACUUUCUAAGCAACGGCGAGGAGCCUGAAUCGGUAACGGCCAUCGGGCAUUGCUACAACGCUGAAAUCCACAAGAUGAAUGACAUCGACACUUGCGCAGUUAUGUUCAAGUAUGCAAGCGGCAUGAUGGCCAUGGUUGACACUAGCCGCGAUGCAUCUUAUGGCUACGACCAGCGCAUCGAGGUCUUCGGGGAGAAGGGGAUGUUGACUGCCCACAACGAGCUGACGAGCACGGUGGAGUUGGCCACCAGUGCCGGGCACCUGCGACCACCGGCCAUGUACAGCUUUCCGCAGCGAUACCUCCAGGCGUACCGAUCCGAGCUCACGGAGUUUAUCGAGCUCGUGCGUGCCGGAAGCGACAGCGAGGUGCACGCUAAGGAACAGGUCGCCAUGCUCCGUCAUCCUGGCGUGGUCCGUGCCACAAUGGCUGCAGAGAUGUCGUGGAAGCUUGGGCGCACGGUGCAGCUUACAGAGGUGGGCAGGGACUCCGAAUCCGUGCCAGGGAAGAUGGAGGCAACGAACAUGUUCGGCGACAGCUUCCGCAACUAUGAGAACUCCGAGCGCCAGGAGAAGGUUGCAGCCACUUACGGCCUCAUGCACCAGAAUCAGACCGUUGAGUUCGUGCGGGAGCAGCGGGAGAAGUGGAUGAAGUUCAACAAGGGAGAGUUCACAGUGAUGGAGGUGAUUUCCAUGCUGGACGACUUGGUGGACGACUCCGAUCCCGAUGUGGACAUCCCCAACAGCAUUCAUGACUUCCAGACCGCCGAGCGCAUUCGCGAGCAGUGGCCAGGGGAGGAGUUUGAUUGGUUCCACCUGGUGGGGCUUUUGCAUGAUCUGGGCAAGGUCAUGGCACUGCCGACGAUGGCAGGAAAGGAGACUUUGCCACAGUGGGCCGUCGUGGGGGACACCUUCCCGGUCGGCUGUGCCCCUGCGGAGGAUGCAGUCGUUUUCCCGGAGGCCUUCCGCGAGAAUCCGGACUACCACCACCCUGUCUUCGGCACAAAAAACGGCAUCUACGAGCCCGGUUGCGGCAUUAGCAAGCUCAUGUUCUCCUGGGGCCAUGAUGAGUACAUGUACCAGAUGCUGAAAUUCAACGGCUGCACCAUCCCCGAGCAAGGGCUGAACAUGAUCCGGCUCCAUUCCUUCUAUCCCUGGCAUGACAAGGGGGCUUACAGCCACUUCGAGAGCUCAGGGGAUGCAGAGACGAAGAAGUGGGUGAAAGAGUUCAACAAAUUCGACUUGUACUCCAAGGCCGAUGCGGUGCCAGAUGUGGAGAAGCUGAAGCCGUACUAUGCAUCCCUCUUGAAGAAGUACAACCUCGAUGGCAAGCUCCGGUGGUGA
Symbiodinium sp. CCMP2456 is the source of this 1968-nucleotide messenger RNA. The record is from the annotation of a GenBank genome assembly. NCBI's taxonomy places the organism in Eukaryota, Dinophyceae, Suessiales, Symbiodiniaceae.